AUGAUGGAAAAUAAGACAGAAGUAACACAGUUCAUUCUUCUAGGACUAACCAAUGACUCAGAACUGCAGGUUCCCCUCUUUAUAAUGUUCCUCUUCAUCUAUAUUAUCACUCUGGUUGGAAACCUGGGAAUUAUUAUAGUGAUAUUCUGGGAUUCCUGUCUCCACAAUCCCAUGUACUUUUUUCUCAGUAACUUGUCUCUAGUGGACUUUUGCUACUCUUCGGCUGUCACUCCCAUCGUCAUGGCUGGAUUCCUUAUAGAAGACAAAGUCAUCUCCUACAAUGCAUGUGCUGCUCAAAUGUAUAUUUUUGUAGCUUUUGCCACUGUGGAAAAUUACCUCUUGGCCUCAAUGGCCUAUGACCGCUAUGCGGCAGUGUGCAAACCCCUGCAUUACACCACAACCAUGACAACAAGUGUAUGUGCUCGUCUGGCCAUAGGCUCCUACCUCUGUGGUUUUCUGAAUGCCUCCAUCCACACUGGGGACACAUUUAGUCUCUCUUUCUGUAAGUCCAAUGAAGUCCAUCACUUUUUCUGUGAUAUUCCAGCAGUCAUGGCUCUCUCUUGCUCUGAUAGACAUGUUAGCGAGCUUGUUCUUGUUUAUGUUGUGAGCUUCAAUAUCUUUUUAGCUCUCCUGGUUAUCUUGAUAUCCUACAUAUUCAUUUUUAUCACCAUCCUAAAGAUGCAUUCAGCUUCGGGAUACCAGAAGGCUUUGUCCACCUGUGCCUCUCACUUCAUUGCAGUCACCAUCUUCUAUGGGACUAUUAUCUUCAUGUACUUACAACCCAGCUCUAGUCACUCCAUGGACACAGACAAAAUGGCAUCUGUGUUCUAUACAAUGGUCAUCCCCAUGCUGAACCCCCUGGUCUACAGUCUGAGGAACAAGGAAGUGAAGAGUGCAUUCAAGAAAGUUAUUGAGAAGGCAAAAUUGUCUUUAGGAUGGUCAGUUUAA
This is a messenger RNA of Mandrillus leucophaeus (drill), 948 nucleotides long. Its product is annotated as olfactory receptor 5B3. The record is from RefSeq and is a predicted model, not a curated record. Gene Ontology annotation, molecular function: odorant binding; olfactory receptor activity; G protein-coupled receptor activity. Gene Ontology annotation, biological process: G protein-coupled receptor signaling pathway; sensory perception of smell. Gene Ontology annotation, cellular component: membrane. The coding region runs from base 1 to 948 and encodes 315 amino acids. Lineage: Eukaryota; Metazoa; Chordata; Mammalia; Primates; Cercopithecidae. The transcript has a single exon.